AUGGACGCGCAGGAUGUCGCUAUCAUGGAGAAAUCCCAACAGCCUGACGCAGUCCAAGUCCCAGAAUCCGCCAAUAGGCCAGAAUGGAAACCAACAUUGCACGAAUUGUUGUUCCUGGUAUCACUUGCGGCCAUUUCUCUCAUGGUCUCCUUGGACGCUACCAUCUUGGUCACGUCCUUGAGUACGAUGAUCACCGCGCUAGGCGGCAGGACUACCCAGGCUUUCUGGGUUGGCACAUCAUACCUCCUAUCCUACGCUGUGACGAUGCCGUACACUGCGGCCCUCAGUGAUAUCUUCGGCCGUCCGAUCUGCCUGCUUGUAUCAUUGAGCUCAUUUGAUCUGGGUUCGAUCGUCUGCUGCGUCGCCAAGAACCUUCUCGCCCUUCUCGUGGGCCGCUGUUUCCAGGGCGUUGGUGGAGGAGGAAUCAUUAUUCUUGCUCUGGACAUCUGCACAGACAUCGUGCCGUUGAGAUAUCGAGCCAAGUACUAUGGGAUCAUACAAGCAGCAUGGGCUAUCGGAACAUGUCUCGGACCACUCCUCGGUGGCGCGUUUGUGGAGCAUUCAACCUGGAGAUGGAUCUUCUACCUGAUGUUUCCGUUUUGUUUCAUUGGCUUUGUUAGCAUCCCAUGGCUUUUGACUCUCAAGCCCAGAACAUCAUCGUUGAAAGAAAAGCUUCUCCGGAUCGACAUUACCGGAGGCGUGCUUUUCAUCGGCUCGAGUACAUCAUUCUUGGUCGCCUUGUCCUGGGGUGGAACCCAAGAGCCAUGGGGCAGCUUUCGGAAACUGGUUCCACUGAUCCUUGGAGCUGUUGGUCUGGGGGCUACCAUGGUAUGGGAAGGUCUUUGCGCCAAAGAACCAUUCCUGCGGAAGAGUUUGUUCCAUUGUCGCAGUUCCUAUGCAGCCUUCGCUGGGGCAUUCGCGCAGGGGCUGUUGCUCUAUGGCCAACUCUACUAUAUUCCGUUUUACUUCUCCUCUGUCCGCGCUUUCUCGCCGAUUCGAACAGGCAUCGCGCUUUUCCCGUUGACCUUUGCUUUCAUUCCUUCCUCGCUGAUCAUCGGUUCACUGAACACCCGCCUGAACCGUUUCCGGUGGGCCCUCUGGAUCGGCUGGCUUAUCGCGACCAUAGGCAUUGGCCUGACUCUUCUCUGGGACCUUCGUACACCAACAGCAGCUUGGGUGGUCAUUGGCAUUGUUGUCGGUGUUGGCCAUGGCUUUGUUCUGAACGCACAGAAUUUUGCCACACAAGCCAUCUGCCUUCCUGGUGAUGAAGCCGCUGCCGCUGCUAUGUACGCUUUUCUACGUAGCUUCGGCAUGGCCAUCGGGGUCAGCAUCGGAAGCACGGUCUUCCAAAAUGUGAUGCUGAUCAAGCUGAAUGAGCUGUCUUUGCCGGCUGAUAUUGCAGAAAUGAGCGAGUCCUAUGUUACCGUACACAACAUUUUACAUGCUUGUACGUACGGCUUUCGCGGUGUGUACGGGUUCUUCACCGGCAUAUCCGGAAUGGCUGCCUUGAUGAGUAUGCUGAUUGGACGGUUUGACUUGAACAAAGAGCUAGAGACUGAGCAUAGACUGGAAGAUAACGAGUUCCUGAGGAGGGUACAAGGUACCAAGAAACCACAACAGGAUGUCCAAGGCUAGCAAAGGAGCGCUUAAAUCAGAUAUAUCGCUGAUCCGAUUGUUAGUUCCAAAAGUCGCGGCUAAGGGAAGAUUUGCUUGACCGCCGUGUGAUGAAUAUAUAUUCAACCACCUGCCUCGUUGCAGCAACUGGGUAAUAUGUUAGAUGAUCACAACCUGGAGCCAAAUCUUCUCGAAACGUAUCAAUCAGUAUCUCGACCAAUAAACACCUGAAAA
Molecule: messenger RNA, 1848 nt
Organism: Exophiala viscosa
Lineage: Eukaryota; Fungi; Ascomycota; Eurotiomycetes; Chaetothyriales; Herpotrichiellaceae
Product: major facilitator superfamily transporter
Exons: 5
Coding region: 1-1635 (544 amino acids)
Biological process (GO): transmembrane transport
Cellular component (GO): plasma membrane
Molecular function (GO): transmembrane transporter activity
Source: RefSeq, a predicted model, not a curated record